This is a messenger RNA of Chaetomium fimeti, 895 nucleotides long. RefSeq lists its product as uncharacterized. NCBI's taxonomy places the organism in Eukaryota, Fungi, Ascomycota, Sordariomycetes, Sordariales, Chaetomiaceae. The transcript is spliced from 3 exons. The record is from RefSeq and is a predicted model, not a curated record. The coding region runs from base 95 to 769 and encodes 224 amino acids.
UACCCACCCGCUAUGAUGUCGCAGGCCGCAUCAGGCCAUCGGUUUCACGGGGCUGAGACCGUAGACCGUGGCUGCCGGCAGAGCAAACAGACGUAUGUAUGUACUGCACCGCACCGCACCGCAGCAUGUGGGUGUGCACAUACAUACAUACAUUACACGUCCGGAUGUCACCGCAUGCCCGCCGCUCAGCCAGAUCUGGGGUAAAGGGAAAGGGUGUGUGCUCGCAGCUGUCGUGGGCGAUCCCCCGCAUUUCACCGCCUGGCUCUGUUGUGUCGCUCGCGCUCAGAUAGGGGGCGCGUGGGGUGACCGCAAGCAGGCUCGGUUUCUGCCUACCUGGUCUAGGCCCAAGUCGACUUCGGUCUUGCCUCUGGAAAAAGAAAGAGCAGUGAAAACAAUCCGGCCGCUUUCCAAGCUCUUCCAUCUCGUUCUCCGACGAUCCGCGGCAGAUCAGACAACUGUGCAAUAUCAUCCUUCUCCGGUCAGCCGGUCAGUAAAGAGUCCAAGCCUCAGGGUAGCCCGGCUCCUCCCUUUAUCCCGCACUCCUGAUCCUUCGUCGUUCGAACUUGGCCGUUGUUGCGAGCCACUCGGAGAGCUGGGCCGAGAGUUACGGGUGCCGGGGCCGGCUCGGAUAAGACGGCGAGGGAGAGGCAGCGAUGGAGGAAUGGGACCGGGACCUAUUCGGGACGGGGUUAGCCAGGACCGCGCCGACCCGCGAGCCGAGCCGAACACUCCACCGCAUCCCGGCUCCUUGGGCCAUAGUAUAACUUGAGCCCCCCGGUAUCGUUCUUGAUAAACCGUAACCGUUGGGUCAUCAUGUAGCUAAGGCCGGCCAGUCUGUCGACGCCAACUCUCGUCCCAAGCAACCAAGACGCAACCAAGAAUAACGCAAACGUAG